Messenger RNA from Leishmania braziliensis MHOM/BR/75/M2904, 1749 nucleotides. Its product is annotated as phosphatidylethanolaminen-methyltransferase-lik e protein. Gene Ontology annotation, biological process: phosphatidylcholine biosynthetic process. Bases 1 to 1749 code for a protein of 582 amino acids. The transcript has a single exon. NCBI's taxonomy places the organism in Eukaryota, Euglenozoa, Kinetoplastea, Trypanosomatida, Trypanosomatidae. The record is from RefSeq and is a predicted model, not a curated record. Gene Ontology annotation, molecular function: phosphatidylethanolamine N-methyltransferase activity.
AUGCUUGCGGAAAGUGCGUCCGAGGAUGCCAAGAGGGUCUUUACUCCCUGCGAAGAUGGGACGAGCUACGGCCUCCUGUACGACGGCACCCGGUUCCGCGUCCCGGACACCAUGUCCGUGGUGGACGCACUCUUGACACCCAAGUCGUGGCGGAGUCCGGCGACGCUCAUCUGGGUCGCGGUGUGCUUUGCUGUUGGGCUGACCGGGAUUUUCCACUUCACCCACGGGCUCCCUGUGUGGUUCUUCUGCGCUCAGUUUGCCUUCUGGCGACUCGCGUACAACAUUGGCAUCGGGGCCAUCCUACACUACCACUCGCGGUACGGCUCUUUCCUUAAGUUUUACCGUCGCAUCGUCAAAGACUACCCGGUGACGCGAUGCUUUCUGGAGGCAUCCGUUGUUUUCGAGGGUAACACCGAGUACAAGGUGACCAGGUUUCCGGACGAGUUCAACGCUUGGAUGCUGUUCCGCCAAGUGGAGAACGUCAUCCUCGCUAACGACCUUGUCUCAUACUGUGUGCUUUCUGUUGUCUGCUGGGAAAAGAUGAGCCUCAGCUCGCCCGUGGACAUUUUCUGCUUGGUGCUUGGCUGCGCCUCCAUCGCGUUUGCGCUCUGGUGCAAGUCGGAUGCGCACCGCGUCAUUGGCGACUUCGCCUGGUACUGGGGGGACUUUUUCUUCCUCCUCGACAAAAACCUCACCUUCGACGGCAUCUUUCAAAUGUUCCCGCACCCGAUGUACACGGUCGGCUACGCCUUCAUGUACGGCGUGCCGUUCAUGACAAAGUCCUACACGCUCUUCUACAUGAGCGUUGUUGGGCAUCUGUGCCAGCUAGCGUUCCUGGUGUUUGUGGAAAACCCGCAUAUCGACCGCACCUAUAACGUGCUGUCGUCACCGACUCUGGAGGAGCAGGAGCGGAAUGCGGUGCUGUACGGGAACGGUGGCGAGGCCUACUUGGAGCACAACGAGCUCGUGGUGCUCAUGAACUUCAACAUCUUUCGCGCCAGUGACCUGCUUCUAGCUUUGACGAUCAUCUAUCUACUGGCGACGCUUCUGCUGCCCCUCCCGGCGUGGAUCUACGUGGCUCACGUGAUUGCCUGGCGACUCUUCCACAACGGCUUCCUCGGCUACCUCCUCAAGCGCGAGUCGCAUGAGAAGUGGUUCUCCCUCAACUACCCUUCGCCGCAGGCGGCCUUCAACAACUGGAAGCGCAUCUACAACGCGAGCGUCACAAUUACCAACCUGUCCUACUGCCUCUGCGCUGUCAAGUACUUUACCUGGGUGAUGCCGCUUUUCGGCAGCGGCGAGGCGCGCUGCUUCGUGAUGAUGGUUGGCAUGCUGCUUGUCGGUAUCAACGGGUACGUGAGUUGGAGCAUCUACAAGGCCAUUGGCGACUACGGCUACUUCUACGGUGACUUCUUCAUCGAUAAGGUACCGGCGAAGCUGAACUACAGUGGCAUCUACCGCUACCUAAACAACCCUGACUCGUCGCUCGGAAUGUCCGCCUACUACGGCAUUGCGCUGUUGUCCGGAAGCCCUGUGGUGCUGGUGGUGUCUGUGGUGUCCCACGCAGCUGCGAAGAUGUUUGAGGCAAUCGUUGAGGAGCCUCACAUGCGCAAGCACUACGGCGACCAAGUUCGCGAGGCUGGCGGGAUGCAGACGGAGCUUGCUCGCCGCAUGAAGGCGUCAAAGGCGGACUACGAAAAGAAGAUGCGCGCCAUCAAAGCAAAGCUGGACGGUCGCAAGAAAGAGUGA